This is a messenger RNA of Camellia sinensis, 787 nucleotides long. Its product is annotated as DUF581 family protein, putative (DUF581). Lineage: Eukaryota; Viridiplantae; Streptophyta; Magnoliopsida; Ericales; Theaceae. The record is from RefSeq and is a predicted model, not a curated record.
ACCUCGCCGUCAAACACCACCCACGACCACCAAAACCAACACACACCACCACCACCAUCACCAACUAGAGAGAGAGAGAGAGAGAGAGAGGAGGAACAUGAGAGAUGGUGGGACUGAGCAUAGUUCUAGAGUAUACCCACAAGGGUUCUAAUAACAAGAACAACAACAACAACAACCCACAGGUUAUUAACAAAGCAACCAUGAUCAAACCGUCUCCAUCUCCACCACCACCACCACCACCACCACCUCCUUCCUUGAGAAGGAAUUCUCAGCCGUGUACGGCGGCCCUACCGGCGGGGAGUUUUUUGGAGCAAUGUUUCCUAUGCGACCAGAAGCUAUUGCCUGGCAAAGACAUCUACAUGUACAAAGGGGAUAGAGCAUUUUGUAGCGUGGAAUGCAGGUGCAGGCAAAUAUUCAUGGACGAAGAAGAGAGUACUACCACUACCAGCACUAUGUACAACCGACCCAACUGUUCUUUCUCAGCCAUGAAAGCUCCACCACCACCACCCUGUUCUUCUUCUUCUCCUUCCUCUUCUCGGAAUCGCAAAGGUUCCAGAAAUCGAGCAAAUGGGUUUGCGUACUGAGAUCCUCUUCAACAACUACUUUUUUUCUUCCCUAUCUGCGGCUCUUUUUUCUUUUUUCUUUUUUUUUUUUUGAACACAUCUUUGGCUCUGUUUGAUUUAUGAAUUUGGGUGAAGAUUUAAAAAGAGAAAUGAAGGAUGUGGAUGAGAUGUGGAUGAGAUGUUGAUGAAAUAAAAUUAAAGUUUCACGCUUUUUUCCCUUUUUC